CUAUUGUUCCCCUCUAAUUUGACAACUCAUUAUUUUGGUAUUUUCUAUUCACUUCUGUCAAAAGUGCUUGUACAGCGAUAUUGGGUGGUUCGCCGUCGGUGAUAACAUGACGGAAACGAUGAAGGAAUUCGAUCGAAAGGAUUUUCGAACUGACAAGUACGUCAAAGAGCUGGUGCAGGAAUGUGUUGGUGGAUCCGAGCUGCAGCAACGCAAAUCGAAAAUCCACUCCUACUACGACCAGACAUCUUCUGCCCUCAAAAAACAUGUUUACGCCAACUACAUGCAGUUCAUCGAAACUGCAAAGGAAAUCUCCCAUCUCGAGUCGGAAAUGUAUCAGCUUUCACACAUUUUGAUGGAGCAAAGAAAUCUGUUGGGAAAGUUGAGAGACGGCACUGGCGAUAGUAAAAAGGACCUAGGAAGCGAUGAAACCGCAGAAGAGGAUGCCGACGAUACCCAAAGCUUAGUAGCAAUCAAAACGGUGAAGGAAAUGGUGCCUGGCUUUACUGGCAGCCUCGAGAAUAAAACAUUCCUGAACGAAGGGGCUUUAAUAGAACUAGACGCGAACGACUACAGGCCAAUUCAGCGAGUUUUCUUUUACCUAUUCAACGAUAUCCUCAUCGUCUGUAAAGUGAAACACGACAAGAAACUGGAAUUCCUAACACAAUACGAUCCCACGAAAAUCGCAGUGAUUAAUAUAAAGGAUCUCGAUGGCGUCAGAAAUGCUAUAAACAUAAUCACGCCGGACGGUUCGAAGAUAUUACAGUGCGUUACUGUGGCCGCAAAGAAUGAAUGGAUCGAAAAAUUCGAAAUUGCCUUCAAAUUCAACCAAUUGAACAAAACUAAAAAAAUAACCGCAUCAAAAUCGAAACUGAUUGAACGGCAAGCUUCCUCCAUCGACACAAAAUCAAUUACGAGCGACGCAUUAUUGACACCAACUGAGGAAACAGCCUCUGUAUCUGAGAAUUGGGCGCCAGAAUGGUUAGCAACUGCGAGCGAGGAGAUCCAGGCAUUGAUAGCGCAACGUCAUUUUGAGGACGCACUCAGCCUAAUACAAAAAUCUGAAGAAUUCCUUGAGAAAGAUUCAACGUUUUGGAACUCAGCAGAGAUUGCUGGCAAAAUUAAAAACCUGAAGACCGAACUGUCUAACGUCCUCAUCCAUGAACUGUCGAUAUAUCAAAAUCGGAACUUACAAGCUACUCUGCGAUCAACGCGACGUCCGUUGAAAUUAUUGGGCGAAAUGGGUAAAGCACGCCAAGCCUGUGCAACAUUUUUGAAAGUUUGUACCAGUGGAAUUAGAAGCGCUCAGCGGGAAGCAAGGCGGAACAAUUUGGAAGUAUCGGAAUUGUUCUUUUGUGAUCUGGCGGAGGUGGCAACUGAAUUCAUGCGAGCAUUCAAGUCGCAGGCGGCUUGUGUUAGCUGUCUAGUUGUCUGGUGCAACACAGAGCUGCGUUAUUUUGCAAGUCAACUGGUAAAACACUACCUAACGAAAGGUUCACAGCUGGAAGCUGUUGCGAAAUGUGUUGAGGGAGUCCGAGCACCUUGUGCAAAGCUGAACGAGAUCGGCCUGGAUCUAUCUUACCACAUGGAAGGUUUGCUUCGUGGUACACUGGAGCAAAUAAUCGAGGAAUCGCGUGUUCGUAUGCUGGAGACCGUGGGUCGCACAGAAGAUGCCUGGCAACCAUAUAAUCUACAAACGAAAUCUAAUCUGAAAAGUUUACUUCGUGACAUGGAAAUUUUAGGUUUAGAUAUGAGUUCGCAAGUAACUGGCGAUACUUGGAUCAACUUGACACAGUCGACGGUAAACUUUUGUCGCCAUUUUCUCUCCGUAACGGAAAGUUGUGCCUAUCUAGCCAAAAUCGAAACUCUGAAAUUGAAUUCAGAGAUUUUGCUUAAAGAUAUUUUCCUAGCCCAACACGCCAUCAAGCCGAAUCCAGGCAUUACGGUCGAUUUGAAUUUCGUGUCCCGUAACAAGUCCUACUUGGUUGAAGAACUCCUCCCUGUUGCAGUGAAGAAAUUCGAAAAGCUAUCUGGUCGGAAGAAUGAAGUUUUAUCUGAUGUUCACUUGCAGUUACGUGGUCCACCGAAACCCAAACCGCGAAGUGUGUAUCAGACUGACGUGCUUUAACAUAUAUUUCCUGUUAUUUAUUCCGCAUCAAAUAAAUAGCUAUAAGCAACCCCAA
Molecule: messenger RNA, 2180 nt
Organism: Hermetia illucens (black soldier fly)
Lineage: Eukaryota; Metazoa; Arthropoda; Insecta; Diptera; Stratiomyidae
Gene: Exo84
Product: exocyst complex component 8
Exons: 8
Coding region: 107-2125 (672 amino acids)
Biological process (GO): exocytosis; Golgi to plasma membrane transport; intracellular protein localization
Cellular component (GO): exocyst
Source: RefSeq, a predicted model, not a curated record